AUGGCCUCCGGUGAGGCUCAUUUCACGGUUCCCUUGAGCCAGAGCUUUGGAUAUGGAAUCGUCGUUGGCUUAGGGUUUGCUUUUGCGCUGUUGAUGAUCUUCAUCACCUGGGCAUUGAAAAGAUACCAGCAUGAAGUCCAGACAUCGGAAAUGUUCUCCACCGCCGGAAGGACGGUCAAGUCAGGAUUGGUGGCAUCUGCAGUGGUUAGCAGCUGGACCUGGGCAGCGACACUUCUGCAGUCAUCUACGGUGGCAUAUGAGUACGGGGUUUCCGGUCCCUUCUACUACGCAUCGGGCGCCACCGUUCAAAUCCUCCUUUUUGCAACCUUAGCCAUCGAGUUGAAGAGGCGUGCUCCCAAUGCGCAUACUUUCCUCGAGGUUAUCCGUGCUCGUUAUGGAACCGUCGUGCAUUGUGUUUUCAUUGUCUUCUGCUUGAUGACCAACAUUCUCGUGACAGCGAUGCUGCUCACCGGCGGUUCGGCCGUGCUGACCUCCCUGACUGGAAUGCACACAGCUGCAGCCUGUUUCCUCCUUCCAAUCGGUGUUGUCCUCUACACGGUGUUUGGUGGAAUUAAGGCAACCUUCAUCACCGAUUACCUGCACACAAUCGUCAUUGUUGUCAUCAUUUUCGUCUUCGCAUUCAACACUUAUGCGAUCAGCGACCAGCUGGGUUCUCCGGGCAAGGUCUAUGAUAUCCUGACGGCAGCUGCCCGAGCCAAUCCAGUUUCUGGCAACUCGGAAGGAAGCUAUCUCACCAUGAAGUCUCGUGGGGGAGGAAUUUUCUUUGUCAUCAACCUCAUCGGAAACUUUGGGACCGUGUUCCUUGACAACGGCUACUACAACAAAGCUAUUGCGGCAAGCCCCGUUCACGCUUUCCCAGGCUAUGUCCUCGGCGGUCUCUCGUGGUUUGCGAUUCCGUGGCUCUGCGCGACGACUAUGGGAUUGACAGCCUUGUCCCUCCAGGGAGACCAGACCCUCAGCUCCCAAGAUGUCACCGCUGGUCUUGUCUUGCCGUAUGCAGCUGUGAAGCUGUUGGGUUAUGGAGGAGCGGUUGCGACUACUCUCAUGGUGUUCAUGGCUGUCACCUCGGCCUUCUCUGCUCAGCUGAUUGCGGUGUCGUCUGUGUUUACAUACGACAUCUAUCAGGCCUAUAUCCAGCCGGACGCGAAGGGCAAGAGGCUCGUCUGGAUUUCUCACGUGGCCUGCAUUGUUUAUGCUCUGAUUAUGGCAGCUUUUGCCACUGGUCUGUAUUACGCAGGCAUUGGGAUGGGUUAUUUGUAUCUGCUGAUGGGCGUCAUUAUCUCGGCUGCUGUGAUUCCAGGCUCUUUGACCCUGCUGUGGAAGGGCCAGAACUGGAUUGCUGCAGCUUUCUCGCCACCUCUGGGUCUGGCUGUAGCCCUGAUUGCAUGGCUUGUUACUGCAAAGUCUCUGUACGGGGAGUUGAAUGUCACGACGACUGGUGCGAACUACCCCAUGCUUGCCGGCAAUGUGGCUGCCUUGCUUAGUCCGAUUGUCUUUAUUCCUAUCCUUACCUUUGUGUUUGGACCGCAGAAUUAUGACUAUGAGUCGAUGCGGAAUAUCCGCAGAGUGGACGACUCGGAAGUUGCAGCGGCCGCACAUGUCGAUCUGGAAAUGAUCCCGGGUGAGACGACGCCGCCUGACAUGACCGAGGAGGAAGUGAAGAAGCUCAACAAGGCGGCAUUCUAUGCGCGCACGUUGACGGUCGUCAUGACUCUGUGCCUCCUCAUCCUGUGGCCGAUGCCCAUGUACGGCUCGGGCUACGUCUUUAGCAAGCCCUUCUUCACCGGCUGGGUGGUGGUUGGCCUCAUCUGGCUGUUCUUCACUGCGUUUGGCGUCAUCGUCUUCCCGCUGUACGAGGGCCGCGCCAGCAUCGUGCACACUAUCCGUGCCAUGCUGCUCGACAUCAUGGGCAAGAAGAAAGCCGCUCUGCAGGGUCGGGACGGGGAUUCGAGGCCGAGCGACAGUGCUGGAGAGGGGACUCCAGACGAGAAGCUUUCCGUCAAGGACUCACAAUAA
Rasamsonia emersonii CBS 393.64 is the source of this 2037-nucleotide messenger RNA. RefSeq names its product Urea transporter (Dur3). NCBI's taxonomy places the organism in Eukaryota, Fungi, Ascomycota, Eurotiomycetes, Eurotiales, Trichocomaceae. The record is from RefSeq and is a predicted model, not a curated record. Gene Ontology annotation, molecular function: putrescine transmembrane transporter activity; urea transmembrane transporter activity; spermidine transmembrane transporter activity. Gene Ontology annotation, cellular component: plasma membrane. Bases 1 to 2037 code for a protein of 678 amino acids. Gene Ontology annotation, biological process: spermidine transport; putrescine transport; urea transmembrane transport. The transcript is spliced from 4 exons.